Messenger RNA from Emiliania huxleyi CCMP1516, 891 nucleotides. RefSeq lists its product as hypothetical. The record is from RefSeq and is a predicted model, not a curated record. Lineage: Eukaryota; Haptophyta; Isochrysidales; Noelaerhabdaceae. The transcript has a single exon. The coding region runs from base 1 to 891 and encodes 296 amino acids.
AUGCCGUCGCCGGACGCGGCGGCGAGGCACACGGGCGCCGGCGUGGCGCGUCGGCAGGCCCACCACGAGCGGAUGCGCGACGAGCGCGCUCGGGAAGCGGCCGCGGGUGACGCGGAGCUUCCGCCGGAGGACGACGCGGUCGAGAUGGCGAGCGCCGUCCACGUGCUGGACAGCGUGGCGGAGGUGGGCCCGAAUUACACUCUGCUGCGCAGCAAGGAGACGAAGGCGAAGCGGCGGAAGCGAAAGCGCGAGGAUGCCAGGGCGGCGCUCGACGGCCACACUGUCCUGUCCACCGGAUCGCGCCUCGAGAUCUUCUGCGACAGCGAGCGGUGGUACCCUGCGACCGUAAUGGCGCGGGAGGAGGACCGGGACGGACGGAUCGUGCACGAGGUCGAGUACGACGGCUACUCGGAUCGGCGGUGGUGGCACAUGCUGGACGACGAGCGGUGGCGCGCCGUCCCAGAGCAGGCCGGCACGGGCGCAGGAGGCGCUGCCGCAGAUGGGGAUGGGGAUGCGGCGAUGGACCGCGUGGACGGCGAGCAUGGCGCCCGUGCCGCGGGCGACGCCGAGGCGGCCGAGGUGCGGCCGGCGCCGCCUCCUGUGCGCCGGGGUGUGCAGCGCAGCGCGCUGGCGGACGCCCUCGAGGCGGAGGAUGACGAGCAGCAGGACGAGGCUGCGCGUGGCGAUGGGCGGCCGAUGCUAGCGCCCCACGGGCCGGCACUGUCGGCGCACCUUCGGGUCGUGCGCCUGCGGCUGCGCGAGUUCCUGGCGACGCAGGCCGCGGCGGGGAAGAGCGUGCCGAUGCAGCGGACGGCUCUCGGUCUGCACCCGACGAUGCGGUUCACAGCUGCGAGGGCCAACCAAGGGAUUGGGCGCGUCAAGUUAACUUGA